This is a messenger RNA of Chrysemys picta bellii (western painted turtle), 2182 nucleotides long. NCBI's taxonomy places the organism in Eukaryota, Metazoa, Chordata, Testudines, Emydidae. The record is from RefSeq and is a predicted model, not a curated record.
UUCUCACUAGCCUCGGCGUCUGGAUUCUGUAUUUCUGAUGUAACUAAUUUUCCCUAAUAACACCUAGAUGAUAGGUAUGCAAUUUGUGUUGGAUGUCGGUACCUUGGGUACAUAACCGUGGGGCAGUGAGUAGGAGUGUGGUGGUGGUUUUAUCUCUGAAUACGGCCUUGGAGAGACCCACCCUGGAAAGCUGAGUUCAGUUCUGGGUGCGUAUUUUAAAAAGGACAUUGAAAAAUUGGAGCGAGUGCAGAAAAGAGCCAGAGAAAUGAUUUGAGGACUGGAGAAAAUACCUAGCAGUGAGAGCCCUCGGCAGCGCAAUCUGUUCACCGUCUCUAAAGGCGGAUCAAGUGAUUACUUGAUCAUGGGGUGUGUGUCUCAUUGUGGGGUGCAAUUCAGACCAGUGAGAGGCUGUCACUGCCUGUAAUAUAACCCUGGGGGCCCCAGAAAGCUUCUGCUCCUUGUGGCUGCAUGCGUAGGACACACACACACAGCCUGCAGCCAGCACGCUCUGUUCUGUAAGCCGUGCAGCUCACAUUCAACCACUUUGACUCAACAGCCUGCCAGCAGUUAUCACAGACACGUGCUUGUCUUACCAGCCUUGGUUGAUGUUAGCAGGUGACCCCCAACAAACACCCCAGUCACAAACAAGGCAUUUUAAGUUGUUCGUUCUCCUUUAUUGGAGUAGGUAGCAGAGCAGUACCAUGAGAGGAGUAGAACAGGAAGAAGGCAGAAUUGAGACCUUUCAAAAAUUUGGCCCACGCAAGAGGAAUGGGGGCAUCAUUUGAGCUCCCCGCCUCAGGUGCCAAAAUGUUGUGGGCCGGCCCUUCAGGAGCUCAAGAGCCGGGCAGGACAGUCCCAUGGGCCGGAUGUGGCCCAUGGGCUGCAGUUUUCCCACCUCUGGGCUAACUCAUGUGAAAGCUACAAACUGCCUUGUCAUCGCUACCGUGUGCCACUAACAUGAAUUAGGGACACACUUUUUUUGUAACUAGCAAAGUCACAAUCUGGUUCCUUUAUUUGGCUCUAUGCUGCUGAUUAGGCACCGCCCCAUUGACAUCAGUUCUCCAUCUCCCAAGGAAACCAAAAGUGAAAUCACAGGGCAGAGAGGAGACGAGAGACUAGAAGAAACUUACUUGGCCGUCGGGACGCUGUGGAGAUGCCCCCGCUGUUUGAGGAACCAAACCCUGGGGACCUGAUAGAGAUUUCUCGCUUUGGAUACCAGCACUGGGCCCUCUAUGUAGGAAAUGGUUACGUCAUCCACCUGGCCCCCCCCAGUGAGUAUGCCGGAGCUGGCUCCUCCAGCAUCAUGUCCGUGCUGACCGACCGAGCCGUGGUGAAGAAGGACCGUCUCCGGGACGUUGCUGGUGGUGACCGGUACCGAGUCAACAACAAGUAUGACUGGAGGUGCUCGCCGCUGCCUGUCAGCAAGAUCCUCAUGGAGGCCGAGUUUCUGGUGGGCCAAGAGAUGCUGUACAGCGUCACCAGUGAGAACUGUGAGCACUUCGUCACCAAGCUGCGCUACGGCCAGCCCAUGUGCGACCAGGUACGUGCAGGUGCCCCUCGCGCUUGUCACUGCCUUCCUGAAGGGUGGGCUUGGUGUAAGCCAGCCACACCUACUUGGUCAGGGUUCAUGCAGUGCUUGGCACAAUGGGUCCUGAUCUCACUCAGGGUCUGGGCAGUGCCCAGCACAACAGGGCCUUGAUCUCAGUGUAUAGCUGCUGCUGUAAGCCAUAUAAUGAGGAUGUGCUCCAUGUGCUGUGCAGCAACUGUUAGAGGCCUGGCUUAGUCCCCCUCAUGGACGAUUGGUCACCAGGCUGGUGCAUGGGCCCAGCCUUUGGAUCCCACGUGUUUUCAAGCAGCGGCUAGUCACUGACUAGUCCUGGCCUUGCCGGCACAUGCGCAAGGCACCCCUCCUUGAGGUCGUAGGACUCCUGUGCCCAGCUGCCAGGGGCCCUAAGACUAGUGCUAACCCCCCAAAUCUCCCCAGUAGCUUCUCUACACACCCCAGUAGCACCACCCAGGUUUAUAAUUUAACCCUUUGGGGACUGUGUUGCAGAUAAAGCAAGGAACCCAGGCUUUGCAAAGGAACUUAACCACACACACACACUCUCUCUCUCUCCUUUUGGGAAGGACAAGAGUGCUACAGAUCUGUGGAAAACACCCCCAGCACCUGAACUCAAUCCCC